AUGACGCUGGACGAAACUACCCGUAUGUUUGACGUCACUACUGAUAUGGGCGGGCUCCUCAUUGGGACGGUUCCAAACUCAGAAUCCAAUGGAACUAAUACAACUGUCGGAAUUAACUUCAACACAAGACACACUGUCGUUUGGGUUUUUAACGUGAUCACCGUGCUCGUGGGUCUAGUGGGAAACGUCUUGGUUUUUCCGCUAAUGAGAGACGCGAAAUUGUACUACCUGUCCUUCCCAGUAUACCUGAGAUUCCUGUCUUUCUCCGACAGUGCCGUCCUCAUCAUUUUCGGGAUAAAAGAAUCCUUGAGAUACUUCCAAUCGUAUUAUCUUAUUGGGGGAAAUCUGGCUGUCUGUAUGCUUCUGAAGUUUAUGCAGUACACAAUGACCCAAUUGUCUCCAUGGUUGGUGGUUGGACUGACUCUGGAUCGGUUCUACUGUGUCGUUUUCCCGAUGAAACGUGAUCGACUCUGCACUCGAAGAAAGGCCACGAUCGUCUGCUCGUGUCUGACAGCUGUGUCAGUGGUGAUGACGAUUCCACUGAUGUACGACAUCAAAGUUGUGAAAGGGCGAGACACAAUCUGCGUUGUAAGUGAUCUCCUAAUGAGUUACUUUGCUUCUGUACGUCUAGUGUUCAACUCUACCCUCCCUUGUGCCAUGAUCCUCGUCCUCAACAUUGUGAUUGGAAUCCACAUCCAGCGCAGCGCCGCUUUCAGACAGAGAUUCACCGCCAACACCACCAGCACCAGCUCCCACCACCACCAUCACCACCAGCUCCACCGCUACCAACACCACCAGCACCAGCUCCGGCGCCACCAACACCAUCAGCACCAGCUCCACCACCACCAACGCUGGGGCUACAGAACACAAGCAGGACAAUUCACUCCGUCCUCUCAUGCUGAUCUCGAUAUUGGCUUUCGUAACAAUUGUUCCUUUGGCUAUCAUUGA
Molecule: messenger RNA, 948 nt
Organism: Gigantopelta aegis
Lineage: Eukaryota; Metazoa; Mollusca; Gastropoda; Neomphalida; Peltospiridae
Product: somatostatin receptor type 5-like
Exons: 1
Coding region: 1-948 (315 amino acids)
Biological process (GO): G protein-coupled receptor signaling pathway
Cellular component (GO): plasma membrane
Molecular function (GO): G protein-coupled receptor activity
Source: RefSeq, a predicted model, not a curated record